CAUGCAGUAAUUCAGGCAGUGGUAACAUGAAAAAAUGAUUUUUCAAUGUUUAAUUAAUUUCAGUUGGAGGUCGAAUGUAUUUGUUUUAAGCAACUCAGCCACAACUCGAAUUUAGGUUGAUGAUCCAGCGAUAAAUAAUAUGCAUGAAGCUGGAAAAAUUCUGGUGUUAGAUGCGUGACACAGCAAUUUUUUGCUCAGGCUGAAAAAAUUUUCCUGUCAUUUCUCAGUGCGCUUGUACUGCGUCAGUCCGCCUUGUAGUAGCACCGAGACGCAACUAAACAUGUUUUGCUCGUGUAGUGAGCACUUUUCUGUUUCAAAAAUUCUGUCUCUUACAAUUUCGUGAUGUGCAAAAGCCUAAUUAGGCUUCUCGUCUCUUGCCAGUUUCUCUUUCUUGUUAUUCCGGAUGUUCCUCCUUCUAAUCCAAACACUCCUGAGUUUGUGGCAAACCGAAGGAAAAUGUUGGACUUGGUGCUCAACGACAAAUGCAAAAAGCUGAAUCACCUCAGCAGAGAAUUCAAGAAGGUUCAUGUUCUGCAUGGAUUCGCAAAGCCCCGGAAGUACUUGCGAUCGCUGCCACAAAAAAGGGAAUGGUUUGCUGCGAAGUCGGUCGCCAACCAAGCUUGCAAUGAGACGCUUCUCCUAUUCACCAAACUCCCCGACGAGGAGAGAACCGCUUGCGACGGCGCGUUUCAGCCCAUGUGUCGACUUAUUUCCAAAGAAAAGGGCUGGGUAUGCUCUGUCCUUUGGAGUGACGAGCUUGAGCCUUUUCCUCCAAAAAAACACGACUUUAAAUAUUGCGCGGAAAAGUCACUUGCGGUGGAUGAAGCCUAUCGCCAAAAAUUGGAGCCAGAAGUUGGCGCUGGCAGCUCACCUGGUCACCAACGCUGGUAUUCUCCAAGUAGAGGCAGCAAGAACUCAGACACGAGUAGUAGAAACUCUAAACGAAACCGCAAGAACGCUGAGGCCACCAACGAGAACGCCAUUAACGGUCAAGAAAGCAGCAGGUCCUCUGAUGAUGAGAGCGAGCCACUUACGAAAAGCUCCAGUUUAAUAAAACAGUACAGUGCAGAUAGCAAAAAUAGCCAAUGGAGCAAAAUCAGUAGUGGCAGGGACAGCCAGAGGAGCACGAGCAGUAAUGGAGGGGAUAACCAGAGGAGUACAAGCAGUAAUAACAAGAGUAUCCAGAGGAGUAAAGGCGAGAAGAAGGAGUAUAUUGAAGCCAUAAAGCGUGCUGCUAUUGCUGCGAAUACUGUUUUUCUGAAACCCUCGAUAGAAAAAGGUGGAGGAGCACACGGAAUGAAAAGUAAAGCAGAGAUGGCCAAAGACUGGGUGGCAAGUCAUGGGAAAAAAUUAUGGGAUAGAGGCAGAGAGGGUGUUUUAAAGACGGGCAAAACCUGGAAAGAAAAUGGUGGAGGAGCCCACAGGAUGAAAAAUAAAGCAGAGAUGGCCAAAGACUGGGUGGCAAGUCAUGGGAAAAAGUUAUGGGAUAAAGGCAGAGAGGAUGUUUUAAAGACAGGCAAAGCCUUGAUAGAAAAUGGAGGGGGAGCCCACAGAAUGAAAAGUAAAGCAGGAAAGGUCACAGACUGGGUGGCAAGUCUUGGGAGAAAGUUUUGGGAUACAAGCAGAAAGGAUGUUUUAAAGACGGGCAACCCCGGCAACCGUCAAGAAGGAAGCAGGAGCUCUGAUGGCGACGACACGGCAUCUACCAAAUACUACAGUUUCACAACACAGCACAGCGAUGAUAGCAGCAGUAGCCAGAGGAGCCAAAGUAGUAGUACAAAUAGCCAGAGGAGCCAAAGUAGUAGUACAAAUAGCCAGAGGAGCAAACGCAGUAAUGGCAGAGAGAGCCAGAGGAGUAGAAGUCGAAAGAGGGAGAACUUUGAAGCAGAGAGGCAGGCUGUUGCUGUCGCUGCUGCUGCUUUUGCUGCAAGUGGUGCUCUUGAUGAUGCCAGGGUAAAGAAGGAUGAGAAAACCGACAAAAUUAGAAAUAAACAAAAAAUGGUCAAAGAGUGGAUGGACAGUGAUGGCAAACAUUCCUGGGGUACAGGCGGAGAAAGUGAUUUAAGGACGGGCUACAGCCACCAACAUGACGUCAAGAGUCCUGUUAGGGACUCACCUAAGGUUAGGAACACGGGUAGGGCCAACAGCCCUAGCAGUUCCAACAGCCCUAGCAGUCCCAACCACGCCUUCUGCGGUAUUUCUUUGACCGUUAAGUUAAACAAAUACCAUCCAGGGGAUGUAUCGAUCAAUCCAUAGGGUUGUUGUAAGCGGAUUACCCAUAUGGACCUAUCCUGAAAUGCUAAGUCAAGGAGCAGUAAAUACAUAAGUUGCCGUAAGUUCACUGAUUGCAAAAUAUAAAUCAUAAGGCUUGUUUCAGACAAUAAAUUAUACUUUACAUUAAAGCCAAAAUGUUCCGACA
Molecule: messenger RNA, 2419 nt
Organism: Bemisia tabaci
Lineage: Eukaryota; Metazoa; Arthropoda; Insecta; Hemiptera; Aleyrodidae
Source: RefSeq, a predicted model, not a curated record